Molecule: messenger RNA, 258 nt
Organism: Parnassius mnemosyne (clouded apollo)
Lineage: Eukaryota; Metazoa; Arthropoda; Insecta; Lepidoptera; Papilionidae
Source: the annotation of a GenBank genome assembly
AUGACUAAAUUAAAUAACGCUGAAGCUGCGGCUCGUAUGAAUCCAUGCUUGAAGGAGCAAACCCAAUCUUAUGAAUGCUUAAGUAAGAAUGGAUACGAUCAAGAGAAAUGCGAAGCUUACUUCGACAACUAUAACACAUGUAAAAAGUUUUGGGGUCAAGUAUAUAGAGACCGGAGAGCAAAAGGGAUUCACCCAUACUUACCUGACCUAGAAGACAGGGAAAAGAUUAAGAGUGAAUAUAUGAAAAUGACUCAAUGA